Messenger RNA from Symbiodinium sp. CCMP2592, 822 nucleotides. The record is from the annotation of a GenBank genome assembly. NCBI's taxonomy places the organism in Eukaryota, Dinophyceae, Suessiales, Symbiodiniaceae.
AUGCUGUUGCGAUUUUGCGCUGUUUUGGGCAUCUACGCGCCUUGCUGCAGCGGUGAAGGCCGCAUCUACGGCAACAAUGGGUCGCAUCGAGAGGUAAACUGGAACCACUACGCGACAUCUUACCCAUUCCUGGUUUCCCUAGUAUUCGAAGCACCAGAUGACCAUCAAAUCUGCAGCGGAACGUUGAUCCAUGAAGACUAUGUGCUGACAGCAGCAUCCUGCUGCAUUUUUCCGGAGAAUUAUCACGGUGAUGUAUCGAGUUUGGUGUUGCGCAUGUCGGUGUGGUUGCAUACACCAUCUGGCUGGCGCGUUGCCAGGAACUUCAGCCGGGAGACUUAUCGCGACAAUAUCGCCAUUAUUCGUUUGAUGACACCUCUGGUCGGCGUUCCCGUGGCAACUUUGGAGCAAAAGCAGGGUGAACAUGUGGGGGAGCAGGCACUUGUUGCUGGCUGGGGCGCGUCAGACAGCGAGUGCAAAGUGCGACCCAAACCCUCCGUCCUCAAGGAAGGUGACAAGCAGAUAGCAUCCUUUUUGCCUUGUUACUUACAGACACUACUGGGCCGCGGUAAGGGCCCCUUCGAGCCAAGCAGACACAUCUGCACGCAAGAAGUUCAGUCUGGGUCAGCAGGCAUGGGCUGUGGUGACGAAGGUGCGCCAAUGCUCCUUCGAGCAAAUGGCACGACUGUUCAAGUUGGACUUUAUUCGCACAAGUCCGGGCUUCGAGACAUAUUCGUUCGUGUCUCUGCGUAUGCUGACUGGAUCAACAGAGUGCUGACGAAACAACACUGGUGCCAGCCUCCUUCCUGCGUGGGGUCCCGUUAA